GCUGUGUGAGGACGGCAGCCUGCGGAUGUACGCCACCGGCGGCGAGCGGCUCGACUACUGGCUGGCGCCCGCCAUGCGGCCCGUGCACGUGCCGCGCCGGCGGGUGCACAGGCGGGCCGCGCCGCACGCCGUGCGCAAGCAGGUUGUUGCGAAAUCAAAUACAAACGGCUCGCCACAGUUCCCGAUCGAUUUCUUCGAGCACUGUGUCACCAUGACUGAGAUAGAGUUCGGUGGCAACGAUCUGCUGCAAGUGUACAACACGGGACAGAUCAAACACAGACUCAAUACAACCGGUUUAUACGUCGUAUCAACAAAGAUGAGCGGCUUUUCUUUGGAAGUGAUCAACUCCGACUCGAACAUGGUUAUCUGCGGCAUCAGGAUUUUGCUCGGAAGUCAAGAUGUCGCGAGGACGCCCACAUAUGUCGAGAUCUACGGACGUGCGAUACCUACAAUGGUCACACGGAGCCGCUGGUUUGACGUCCCUCUGACCCGCGAGGAAACACUGAACUCUGACAAGAAGCUGAUCAUCACAUUCGGACCGUCUCAGGACCCUGAUGGUGUAACCAUGCUCGACUCACUCAAGGUAUACGGCAAAAAUAAAGAACAAUUUGGAUGGCCGGAAGAGAAUGAAGAUCCGUCUGCCUGCCCGUCAUCCAGUAAAGUGGCCACGGAGUCCGAAGGCGCCAGCGGUGAUCCAAACAAACCGAGCUCAGUAGAGCGCUUAGCGUGCGCGGCCCUGGAAGCACUGGAGCUGGGCGCCAUGGCGACCGCCGGCGCGAGUGCGGGCGCGGCCGCCGGCGCCGCCCACUCGGGCGUGGAGGCGGCCGCCGACGCCGCCAGGAGCUUGUUGUGCGUGCCCGCCUCGCCUCUCUUGCACGCGCGAGCGCAGUGUCUGUUGAGGGCCCUGUAUCAGAACAAUUAUCAUCAAUAUAAGGACCAGGCGGUCGCGCGCUACGUGUGCUCGGUGCUCCGCGAGCUGCGCCACACGCCCGACGCCCGCAACAUCGACCCCGAGGCGUACUUCCGGCUGCUGCUGAUGGCGCGCGAGCUGGCUGUCGCUCGCCCGCACCACGUCGUGGCCUACACCGCGCCCACGCCGCCCAGGCCCGCCUCCGGCGACUGGUCGGUCCUGUGGAAGGAGGGCUCCCCGGAGGCAGGCGAACCGCACCUGCUCGUGCUGCUGGCGAGCGUGCUGUGGCGGCUGGCGGAGUGCCGGCGCGCGGCGCGGGGUCCGCCCGGCCUGCUGGUGUACGGCCUGCGCCACGUGGAGCACACGCUGCACGCGCUGGCGGACGUGGUGCACGCCUUCCAGCUGCACGCGCACCCCGACUGUAUUGAAUUCGGCAACCAAAUAUACCUUUCGUUGCUGUUGGCUGAAGACCAAGACAUAAGUUUCGGUGCUAAAACGGCGCUAAUGAGAGUUUUGCGUCCAAGGGUUAAGAGGCGACGCGUCUACAUUCCUUCACCCCCCAACACACCAGGAGCGGGUUCGUCGGCGACGCUCGGGCCGCCCCCGCGCUCGGAGGCCGGCGCCCGCGACCCCGACCACGACAUGGACGUGGACGACUCGCUCGAGCCCAUGGUGCUGCUGGCGCCCGACGGAGGACUGGAGGCGCUGCUGGACAUCCCGUCCGACGCCGACGACGAGACCAUGGUGGAGCUCGCCAUCGCGCUGUCGCUGCAGGAGCCGGCGCCCGCGGCCGCCGCGCCCGCGCCGCACGCACCGCACGCACCGCACGCACCCGCACCGCACGCGCGGCACGCACCCACCGCGCCCGUCUUCUGCGACACCAACGCCUCGCCUACUGGGUCCGACGACGAGGCCAGCACGGCGGCCACGGACGGCAGCACGCUGCGCACGUCGCCGCACGACGCCGCGGGCUCGGCCGGCUCCGAGAGCUCCGGCCGCAGCAGCGCCUACGCCGGUCCGUCGACGGCGAGCCAGCCCGCCGCGCCGGAGAGCGAGUCCCGCAAGCUGCACGCGCUGCGCGUGUCGCUGCUGUCGGCGGCGCUGUCGGCGCUGCCGGCGCUGUCGGCGCUGGCCGGCGUGCGCGUCAUCCCGUUCGUGCAGGUUGUGCUAAUGCUAGCGGGCGACUUAGACUCCAGCGUAGAAGGUGACCGUGCUGUUCUAGACCGCCUCCUGGAGGAACUGGUUUCGGAACUUGACAUCAGAUCGCAAGAGGCGGGUGUUGAAAGUCGCGACGUAUACUUAGACGCCAAUGCAAACGGGCAGACCCCGCCCAUACACGUGAGAACCAAUCGAAGGGAGUUGCAGCUCAUUAUCAUGAGACUGCUCAGCGUUUUGAUGGCGCGCUGGAAGACUUGCUCGGGCACGGGCGGGUCGUCGGCGGGUCGCGAGCCGGCGUGCGCGGCGCACGUGUCGCGCCUGGCCGCCGCCGCGCUGGUGCGGGCCGCCGCGCCCGCCCACUGCUACCGCGUGCUGGCGGCGCUGCUGCCCCACUGGAGGGAGCGGACGGCCGAUACCGGAGCUGCAACACCGGCACAGCAGUUACUUAAACCCCUGCCGCCGCAGCCGCUUCCCGAUAUGCAGCCGUUCUUCGCUAAAGAAUAUGUUAAGAGUCACGCCCUGGACGUGUUCGACAACUACCCGCAGCUGCUGAUGGAGAUGGCACUGAGGCUGCCGUGCCAGAUCCACAAACAUUGCGACCCCGCCCACUUUGAUUCGCGAUGGCGGACGCUGCUCUGCGAGUACAUGAUGAACCAGCAGACGCCGCUCAGGAAACAAGUGCGAAAACUGCUACUACUCUUGUGCGGCACCCGUGAACGUUACCGACAUCUACGUGACGUGCACGCGUUGGACACGCAUCUCAACGCGGCGCGGGCACUUCUCGACAGCGAGCCCGCUUACGAUGAGCUCGUGCGACUCAUGGACCAUCUCAAGUCGUGUGCGGAGAUAGUGAGCGCGCGCACCGGCAACUGGCAGAGCACGUGCUGCGCCGAGCGGCGCGAGUCGCUGGCGUGGCUGCUCCGCGCGGCGCGGCGCGUGCACCCGCACGUGGCGCCCGCGCUGCUGCAGCUGCUGCAGGCGGCGCUGUGUGCGCCCGGGCCCGCGCCCGGCUCGACCCCGGGCCCCGCGCCCGCCAAGCCCUCAACGGAAUGGCCGGAACGAGAGCGCAGCGCCGACAGCGACGCUAUGGUGUUUGAUGGGUCCAAGUUCCAGGAGCACCGCGUGCCGCAACUUGUGCAGCAGUUGCUGAAGCAGGUUUCACCGGAGGAAUUGAAAUUAUUCAUUAAAGCUUUUUUACUGGAAACGAAUUCGACAGCAGUACGUUGGCAAGCACAUGCGCUGCUCUUAGCAAUUUAUAACAAUUGUUCCGAAACAGAGCAAGCCUCUCUAGUUUCGUUGUUGUGGAGUAUCUGGCCAUCAUUGCCGCAGUACGGACGCAAGGCGGCGCAGUUCGUCGACCUCCUGGGGUACUUCACACUAAAGACCUCCAAUAUAGACACUGAGGGCUACGUGCGCAGCGCGGUAGAGUUGCUGCGGAACCAGAACAAGCUGCUGACGUCGCACGGCAACGCGGCGCUGUACGCGGCCCUGGCGGCCUACGUGGAGCUGGAGGGGUACUUCCUGGAGUCGGAGCCCUGCCUCGUGUGUAACAACCCCGAGGUGCCCAUGGCCACCAUCAAGCUGCCCACUAUUAAGAUCGACUCGAAGUUCACGACCACGACGCAGAUCGUGAAGCUCGUGAACAGCCAGAUGAUCAGCCGCAUCAGCCUGCGCAUCGGAGACAUCAAGCGCAGCAAGAUGGUGCGCACCAUCAACUUGUAUUACAACAACCGGACCGUGCAGGCCGUGCAGGAGCUCAAGAACAAGCCGGCAAUGUGGCACAAAGCGAAGCGUGUCCAGCUGCAGGCGGGACAGAGCGAGGUGCGCGUGGACUUCCCGCUACCCAUCGUGGCCUGCAACCUCAUGAUGGAGUACGCCGACUUCUACGAGAACCAACAGGCCACAGGUGAAUCACUGCAAUGCCCGCGUUGCUCGCAGUCCGUGCCGGCGAACCCAGGAGUGUGCGCCAACUGCGGGGAGAACGUGUUCCAGUGCCACAAAUGUCGGGCAAUCAACUACGAUGAGAAGGACCCGUUCUUGUGCCACGCGUGCGGCUUCUGCAAGUACGCCAAGUUUGACUACACGCUGAUAGCGCGGCCGUGCUGUGCCGUCGACACCAUCGACAACGACGAGGACCGCAAGAAGAUGUUGCAGAACAUCGGGGUGCUGCUGGACAAGGCUGACCGCGUCUACCGCCAGCUGGUGGCCAACAAGCCCGUGCUCGAGUCGCUAGUGCACAAGAUCAGCGAGCACCGCGUGGAGGGGCGGCCCGACGAGAACUGUAACACGAGCACGGCGGCCUUCGGCGGAGUGCAGGUCAACCGCGUCAUACAGACGUUGGCUCACAAGUACUGCAUCGAGAGCAAGGGACACUUUGAAGACCUGUCCAAGAUCAUUCAGAAGGUGCUGGCCUGCAGAAAAGAGUUGAUCGCUUACGAUAAGGCCCAAUGUGAGCAGCAGAAAGGCGAAGCCCUUCCCGCAUACGCGAUCAUUAUGAAGAACUACGACGGAGAUCGUAACAAAGAGAGUGGCAGCUCGUGCUACGGCUGCUCGCUGGCCACGGCCGAGCACUGCCUCACGCUGCUGCGCGCGCUGGCGUCGCAGCGGCCGCAGCGGGCCGCGCUGUGUGGCGCCGGCCUGCUGCUGGAGCUGGUGCACCACAACCUGCACCGCGGCACGCCGCAGAGCCAAGAGGAAGUGCGUUCGCUGAUUUGUUUGGUAACGCGCGACAACCUGGCCGCCACGGAACAGCUGUGCAAGCUGCUCACCCAGCGCAUCACGCUCUCGCUGUUGGGGCACGCCGCUAGCCAGGACCACAACAACUCUGUACGACCAUUGGUGUUGUUACUAGGCUCCCUCGUUAAGAUGCAAGACUCAAUUGACUGCUGGGAAACGAGACUUCGCUGCAUUGUUAAGCUUUGGGUUUGGUGCUGCCCGCAGGUGACGGAGGUGGCCGGCAUCGCGCCCGCCACGGCGGCCAUCUUGAAAGACGACCUGCUCGCGGACAUGCCCGGCAUCAACGCCUCCUCGCCCAACUCACACCAGUAUGCGCUGCAGCAAGUGGGGCUGCCGUGCCUCCGCUAUAUGCAAGAGCUGAUGGCGCCUCUUACUGACUCCACGCCUGCUGCUACAGCCGCCACUGCUACUGUCGACCAGGCCAAGGAUAACGUGAAGCAGUCGAGUGGCGAGGCGAUAGUGCUGCCGAACCAAAGCAGUAGUCUGGUAGUGGACCUGGCGGCGUGGCUGGACGGGCGUGUGGAGCGGCGCCAGUGGAGCCGGCUGGCCGCGCGCCCGCAGCCCGUGCCGCCCGGGUGCGGGCUGCCGCGGCGGGACGCGCACCUGGCGCACAAGUACCUGGCCCGGUGGAGGGAGAAGGUGAUGGUGUCGCACGGAAUGCGAGCCAUGUCUCUGGACGAGGAGGGCUGGCUGCGGCCCGUCAUGUUCGACCCCAGCUCCAAGAUCGCGCGCGACACGGCCUGCCAGAUGGUCAAGUCUCUGUGCGACAACUACGAGCGGACUAAAGCGGUAUUGAUUUUGCUAACAAGCUUUUUGCCGGAUGUUGGAGCUGCCGGCGAAGCGAGUGAGCAGUUCCUGCAACUGUAUCAAAGUCUCGCAUCGGAAGCCCCGUGGAAGCAGUUCCUCGCACUGCGCGGCGUGCUGCAGCAAGUGGCAGACCUCAUGACCAAGGAGAUCGAGCAGCUGCACCGCCUGGAGGAGACCACCCUCACCUCCGACAUGGCGCAAGGGUACGCGCUCAAGCGGCUGACGGAGCUGCUGGGCAUGUUCCUGGAGGAGGCCGGCGCGCGGCGCACGUACAAGGGGCGGCUGGUGGGCGCCGUGCUGGGCGGCUACCUGUCGCUGCGGCGCCUCGUGGUGCAGCGGACGCGGAGCACGGACAGCACGCAGGAGAGGCUGCUGGAGCUGCUGGAGGAGAUGACCACCGGCACGGAGGCGGAGACGGCGGAGUUUAUGGCCGUGUGUAUCGAGACGGUCCGCAAAUACCCGCUGCACGACUACCGCACGCCCGUCUUCAUCUUCGAGCGGCUGUGCUCCAUCAUCUACCCGGAGGAGAACGACGUGGCCGAGUUCUUCCUCACGCUCGAGAAGGACCCGCAGCAGGAGGACUUCCUCCAGGGUCGUAUGUUGGGUAACCCAUACUCGUCAGUGGAGCCGGGCAUGGGCCCGCUGAUGCGGGACGUGAAGAACAAGAUUUGUACGGACUGUGAGCUGGUCGCGCUCCUGGAGGAUGACAACGGGAUGGAGCUGCUGGUGUGCAAUAAGAUCAUGUCUCUGGAUCUGCCCGUCAAAGACGUCUACAAAAAGGUGUGGUGCACGUCGGGCGAGAGUGUGGACGCCAUGCGCGUGGUGUACCGCAUGCGCGGGCUGCUUGGCGACGCCACCGAGGAGUUCGUGGAGACGCUGAGUCAUGGCGGCGCCGAGCACGCCGACGACGAGCAGACCUACCGCAUGGCCAACGUGCUGGCGGACUGCGGCGGCUUGGAAGUGAUGCUGCAGCGCCUGUCGGCCAUCAGCCGUGUGGGCGGGGCGCGCGUGCUGGCGUCGACGUUGCUGCGCCUGCUGAGCCUGUGCGUGCGCGUGCGGCGCUGCGUGCUGGUGCUGACGCGCGGUGACACGAGCGCGCUGCCCGUGCUGCUGCACGCCUUCGCCGGCGCCGCGCACGAGCAGCGCGACGACCUGCUGCAGCAGCUGCUCGAGAUAAUGGAGCGAAUAUUGACGGUGGCGGCGAGCGAGAGCUUGGUGUCGUUCCUGCAGUUCUCGCUCACGUUUGGAGGACCCGAGCACGUGCAGGCUCUGCUCAACUGCACCGAGCUACCUGCAAUCCGCAACAACCCCAGUGCCCUGGGUCACCUGAUGCGCGUCUUAGCGGCGCUCGUGUACGGCAACGACCUCAAGAUGGCCAUGCUGGUGGACCACUUCAAGAAGGUGCUGGACUUCGAGAGGCUGGACUCGGAGCAGUGGACUGACGAGGAGUUCCGCAUGGAGCUGUUCUGUGUGCUGUGCGCCAACAUAGAGCGCAACUCCGUGGGCGGCACGCUCAAGGACUACCUCAUCUCGCUCGGGGUGGUCAGGGACGCCUUGGACUAUAUCAUCAAGCGCGCUCCGUGCGUGAAGCCGACUCUGGUGUGCACCGACUCGGACGAGCUGAAGGAGUUCAUCAGUAAGCCGGCUCUCAAGUUCAUUCUGCGGUUCCUGACGGGUCUCGCUCACGAUCACGAACCGACACAGAUGCUGGUCUGCGAGAAGGUGAUCCCGAUAGUGCACCGCUUGGAGCAAGUGUCGUCGGGCGAGCACGUGGGCUCGCUGGCUGAGAACCUGCUGGAGGCCCUGCGCUCACAGCCGGAGUGCGCAGAGCGGGUGCAGCACGUGCGGGACUACACGCGCCAGGAGAAGAAGCGCCUCGCCAUGGCGGUGCGGGAGCGCCAGCUGGGGGCCCUGGGCAUGCGCAGCAACGAGCGCGGGCAGGUGACGGCGCAGUGCUCGCUGACGCAGCAGGUGGCGGAGCUGGCGGAGGAGGCGGGCGCCGUGUGCUGCAUCUGUCGCGAGGGCUACAAGUACCAGCCCACCAAGGUGUUGGGCAUUUACACGUUUACGAAACGGUGCCCGGUGGAGGAGUACGAGGUGCGCGCCCGCAAGACGCUGGGCUUCACGACCGUGUCGCACUACAACAUAGUGCACGUGGAGUGUCACCUGGCCGCCGUGAGGCAGCAGCGGGCCCGAGACGAGUGGGAGAGUGCGGCGCUGCAGAACGCAUCGACGAGGUGUAACGGCCUGCUGCCGCUGUGGGGACCCAACGUGCCCGAGUCUGCCUUCACGAGCUGUCUGGCGCGCCACACCACCUACUUACAGGAGUGCACCGGGCACCGCGACAUCAACCACCAGUGCGUCGUGCACGACCUCAAGCUGCUGCUGUGGCGCUUCGCCCGCGGGCGCACCUUCCACGACGACACGGGCGGCGGAGGCCCGCUGUCCAACAUGCAGCUGGCGCCCGCGCUGCUGCAGAUGGCGCUCUUCCUCAUGAACGCGACCCGCGUGGUUGGCCGCGAAGUGGCAGCUUUGGAGGGAUUCCUGUCAUGGACCCCGCAGAAGUUGCUGGAGUCUGCGCACGAGGCGGAGGGGGUGCAGUACUACCUCACGCUCAUGCUGAUGCUGUAUCCUCAUUCCAAAUGGAGGGUUCACCGAAUAGAGAUGCUGCGGCGCCUGCUGGUGACGGGCCACGUGCGCGGUGCGGGCCCACUGGCGGAGCAGGGCGGGCCGCGGGGCUGGGCCCACUACCGGGCCUACGCCGUGAGCAUGGCGCUGGCGGACCGGCUGUACGCCGACAUGUUCAAGAACGUGACGACGCCGAGCGUCGACCAAUGGCCGGCCAAGCUGGCCGAGUACAUCCGCAUGAGCGACGAGCCCAUCGCCAAGGCGGCCGAGCGCGUCGUGAGCAGCCUCACGGACGAGCUGCUGCCGUGCACGACCUUCGCCGAGUUCUGUGACGCCGCCGGCCUGCUCGGAGACAUCCCGGAGCCCGACACCUUCCUGCAGCGUCUGAUCGACGACCAGCCCUGAUGCACCCGACCCGACUGUGUACUCAUUUAAACUAAUUGGCUAUUAACCCGUUUUAAAUGUAUUCAUAUGUACCGCAAUUGUAUUUUGAUGUAGCUUUGUUUCGGUUUUGUUUGCGUAAUAAACUUUCUGCUUAGA
Molecule: messenger RNA, 8779 nt
Organism: Leptidea sinapis
Lineage: Eukaryota; Metazoa; Arthropoda; Insecta; Lepidoptera; Pieridae
Gene: poe
Product: protein purity of essence
Exons: 54
Coding region: 26-8644 (2872 amino acids)
Source: RefSeq, a predicted model, not a curated record